AUGUCACGCUUACCGGGAAACUUAGAACAAUUAAAUAAUGACAACAAUACAGUAGAUACCGCCGAUAUAUUCGAGUUAAAACGAUUAGAAGCGUUACAAAUAAAUAUUUCUCGAUUGGCCGCCGAAACAAAGAAAGACAAAAAUCUAAAUAUCCUAUUACAAGCAUUGACUAUCGGGAAUACCUUAAACAAAAAGUUACGCUGGAACAUACCUCAAGAAGAAUUUUCCUUACAAAAUGGAUGCAUAGUGCGUGGUUGGCGGGUAAUCGUGCCUCAGACCAUGCAACGCGAAAUACUGACUGAAUUGCACACCGGAUAUUUCGGUAUUAAGCGAAUGAAACAGCUGGCGCAUAAUUACUGUUGGUGGAAUGGCAUUGAUACGGACAUUACCACAAUCUCUCAAAACUGUGUAAAUUGUUUACAAUUAAGCAAAAAUCCACCAAAAGUAAAUACGUGCAAAUGGCCAAAGUCGAAGGCGCCAUUCGAAAGAGUACAUAUCGAUUAUGCGGGUCCAAUGAAUAAUAACCACUUUUUCAUACUCAUCGUCAGAGACUCAUACACGAGAUGGCCAGAAGUAUACGCGACAAAAGAUAUGACGACAAAAACUACGAUUAGAAUAUUGCGGGAAAUAUUUGCGAGAUUCGGAAUACCAAAAGUACUUGUAAGCGACAAUGGUCGCCAAUUCAUUGCCCAUGAAUUCCAACAAUUUUUGAAGAAAAGCUUAGCGAAAAGAUACGUGCUGUUACGAGCCGGAGGGGGCGGCUGUGUAGCCGGAGCUUAA
This is a messenger RNA of Osmia bicornis bicornis, 780 nucleotides long. RefSeq lists its product as uncharacterized. Gene Ontology annotation, biological process: DNA integration. Bases 1 to 780 code for a protein of 259 amino acids. The record is from RefSeq and is a predicted model, not a curated record. NCBI's taxonomy places the organism in Eukaryota, Metazoa, Arthropoda, Insecta, Hymenoptera, Megachilidae. The transcript has a single exon. Gene Ontology annotation, molecular function: nucleic acid binding.